Molecule: messenger RNA, 1202 nt
Organism: Centrocercus urophasianus (Greater sage-grouse)
Lineage: Eukaryota; Metazoa; Chordata; Aves; Galliformes; Phasianidae
Gene: DRD4
Product: dopamine receptor D4
Exons: 4
Coding region: 1-1137 (378 amino acids)
Biological process (GO): adenylate cyclase-inhibiting dopamine receptor signaling pathway; adenylate cyclase-activating adrenergic receptor signaling pathway
Cellular component (GO): plasma membrane
Molecular function (GO): dopamine neurotransmitter receptor activity, coupled via Gi/Go; G protein-coupled receptor activity
Source: RefSeq, a predicted model, not a curated record
AUGGGGAACGGCAGCGCCGGGGCCGCCCCGUGCAACGGCACCUCUCCGCCGCCUCCUCCUCCUCCUCCUCCGGCCGGCCACAACAUCGCCGCCCUGGUGCUGGGCAUCGUUCUCAUCCUGCUGAUCGUCGGGGGCAACGGGCUGGUGUGCCUCAGUGUGUGCACGGAGCGGGCGCUCAAGACCACCACCAACUAUUUCAUUGUCAGCCUCGCCGUCGCCGACCUGCUGCUCGCCCUCCUCGUCCUGCCCCUCUACGUCUACUCCGAGUUUCAGGGUGGCGUGUGGUCCCUCAGCACUGUGCUCUGCGAUGCCCUGAUGACCAUGGAUGUGAUGCUGUGCACAGCUUCCAUCUUCAACCUCUGUGCUAUCAGUGUGGAUCGGUUUAUUGCUGUUUCAGUCCCGCUGAACUACAACCGGCGACAGGUCGACCUGCGGCAGCUGAUCCUCAUCUCCACCACGUGGAUAUUCGCCUUUGCUGUGGCAUCCCCAGUCAUAUUUGGCCUCAACAAUGUCCCGAACCGGGACCCCAGCUUGUGCCAGCUGGAGGAUGACAACUACAUUGUGUACUCCUCCAUCUGCUCCUUCUUCAUCCCUUGCCCUGUCAUGCUGGUGCUCUACUGCGCCAUGUUCCAAGGACUCAGGCGCUGGGAAGAAGCCAGGAAGGCCAAGCUAAGGGGUGGCAUCUACGGGGGCAACAGAAUGCUCUAUCACCCCUCACCCUUCAUUGAGAGAGAGCGGGUUGGCACGGAGCCGGACGAGUACCACCGUUAUAUGCACCCUGAGCACCCCCUUUCUGGGGACUAUGUGAUGAGCAAUGGGCUCCAGACUGUCUCCUACCCACACCUCAAGUACCCACACCCGGCGCACAGUCAGAAGCGGGCCAAGAUCAACGGCCGGGAACGGAAGGCCAUGAGGGUACUGCCUGUGGUUGUUGGUGCUUUCCUCUUCUGCUGGACACCUUUUUUUGUGGUCCACAUUACGAGGGCUCUCUGCAAGUCCUGCACCAUUCCCACUCAAGUCACCAGCAUCGUCACCUGGCUGGGUUACGUCAACAGCGCUGUCAACCCCAUCAUUUACACCGUUUUCAACGCCGAGUUCAGGAACUUCUUCCGCAAAGUCUUGCACCUUUUCUGCUGAGCUCACGGAACUGGAGGGAACAACCAGGAUAACUUUGUAUAGUUCAUUAAAGAUCUAUUUCUGCC